CGCUUUUUAUCUGAACUAGAAGUAGAAAUAAGACAAGUAGAGACGAAGCAUUAUCGGAUUGGGUGAAAAACAGUAUCAGUUGCAGAUUACCAUUCUCAUGUUGCACAAAACCCUAAUUUCAUAAACCCUUCCCGUGCAUCCAUUUAUGAAUUCACCGGAAUGAUGAAUAUUCUCUCCUCGCCCCACUUUCGCAUCACCAAAUCUCACUCCCCCCACCGCUAUGGAACUCCGAAGCGAACUCCGAGGCACGUUCCGACCCAACUUCUUCUCCUACGAAGGUCACCCACAGUGCUCUGCAAAUCCUCUUCCGCGACUAACGAACCCGGUUCGGACGAUUUCGUGAGCCGGGUUCUGAAGGAAAACCCGAGCCAAGUGCAACCCAAGUAUCUAAUCGGCGACAAGUUAUAUACUUUGAAAGAAAAGGAGAAUUUGAGAAAAUUAUCCAAUGCGGGUAUUUUAGAUGUGCUCAAGAGGUUGAAAUCAACGAAGCCUCAGAGCAAGAGUGAGAAUGUGAGUGAGGCUUCGGGAGAGAGAGAUUCUGUGUAUUUGAAAGACUUGUUGAAGGAGUAUAGAGGGAAACUUUACGUGCCUGAGCAACUUUUUGGCACAGAGUUGUCGGAGGAAGAAGAGUUUAACAGAAAUGUAAACGAGUUGCCCAAAAUGAGCAUUGAGGAGUUCAGGAAGGCUUUGAGCAAAGACAAAAUCAAGUUGAUAACUUCAAAGGGAGGUGGAGGUCUUUAUAGGGAUUUUGUUGUGGAGUUGAAGGAAAUUCCUGGUGAUAAAAGCUUGCACACAACCAAAUGGGUUCUCAGGCUGGGUAAUGGGGAAGCUCAAGCAAUCAUGGCUGACUACACUGGACCACGAUAUGAGAUCGAGAGGAGCCAUACUAUGUCUUGGGUGGGGAAAACACCGGAGUACCCUCAUCCAGUUGCAACUUCCAUAUCUAGUAGAGUAGUGGUUGAGCUUGCAGUGGUGACAGGCUGCGUGGCUGUAGCAGCAGUUAUAGCUGGUGGCUUCCUUGCAUCAGCAUUUUUUGCUGCAACCAGUCUUGUAGCUGUGAUGGCUGUCUAUGUUGUGUGGCCUAUAGCCAAACCGUUCCUCAAGCUUUUUCUUGGUCUCACCCUAGCAAUUUUGGAGAAGAUUUGGGAUAAUAUUGUUGAUUUUUUCAGUGAUGGUGGCAUUUUGUCUAAGAUAUCUGAGAUUUACACUUUUGGUGGAUUUUCUGCUAGCCUUGAGGCAUUGAAACCAAUUAUGAUUGUAGUUUUGACUAUGGUCCUUCUUGUUCGCUUCACCCUUUCAAGAAGACCUAAAAACUUUAGGAAGUGGGAUCUUUGGCAGGGAAUAGACUUCUCACGAUCUAAAGCUGAAGCUCGUGUUGAUGGUUCAACUGGAGUCAAGUUUUGUGAUGUAGCUGGAAUUGAUGAGGCAGUUGAGGAACUUCAAGAGUUGGUGAGAUACCUAAAAAAUCCCGAGUUGUUUGAUAAAAUGGGGAUCAAACCUCCACAUGGUGUUCUUCUUGAGGGCCCUCCUGGAUGUGGCAAGACCUUGGUAGCCAAGGCUAUUGCUGGUGAAGCUGGCGUUCCAUUUUACCAAAUGGCCGGAUCAGAAUUUGUGGAAGUUUUAGUUGGUGUUGGUUCUGCACGUAUUAGGGAUUUAUUUAAGAGAGCCAAGGUAAACAAACCAUCAGUUGUAUUCAUAGAUGAAAUUGAUGCGUUGGCUACUAGGCGCCAAGGUAUUUUCAAGGAGAACACAGAUCACCUGUAUAAUGCAGCCACCCAGGAAAGGGAAACUACAUUGAACCAAUUGUUGAUAGAGCUUGAUGGUUUUGAUACUGGAAAGGGUGUCAUAUUUCUAGCUGCCACAAAUCGUAAGGAUUUGUUAGAUCCAGCACUUCUUCGUCCAGGUCGCUUCGAUCGAAAGAUCAGGAUUCGCCCACCUAGUGCCAAAGGAAGACAUGAUAUUUUGAAAAUCCAUUCUAGUAAAGUAAAAAUGUCAGAGUCUGUCGAUUUAUCCAGCUAUGCACAGAACCUACCUGGAUGGUCUGGAGCGAGAUUGGCUCAAUUGGUCCAAGAGGCAGCUCUUGUGGCUGUUAGGAAACAGCACAACUCAAUUCUUCAGUCAGAUAUGGAUGAUGCAGUUGACAGACUUACAGUUGGACCUAAACGUGUUGGAAUAGAAUUAGGUUACCAAGGGCAAUGUCGUAGAGCUACUACUGAAUUGGGACUUGCAUUAACUUCUCAUCUGCUUCGGCGAUAUGAGCAUGCAAAAGUUGAAUGCUGUGAUCGCAUCUCAAUAGUACCUCGUGGUCAGACAUUGUCUCAAUUGGUAUUUCAUCGACUUGAUGAUGAAUCAUAUAUGUUUGAACGUCGACCUCAAUUGCUUCAUCGGCUUCAGGUUCUGCUUGGAGGUAGAGCUGCUGAGGAGGUCAUCUAUGGACGUGACACAUCAAAAGCCUCAGUUGAUUACCUUGCAGAUGCAUCCUGGCUUGCACGCAAAAUAUUAACCAUAUGGAAUUUGGAGAAUCCAAUGGUCAUACAUGGUGAACCACCACCUUGGAGGAAGUCAGUUAAAUUUGUUGGUCCAAGGCUGGAUUUUGAAGGGUCUCUUUAUGAUGACUACAACUUGAUCGAACCCCCACUAAAUUUUAAGAUGGAUGAUCAAGUUGCACAAAGGACUGAAGAGUUGAUACGGGACAUGUACAGAAAGACGGUGUCUCUCCUUAGGAGGCACCAUGCUGCUUUGCUCAAAACUAUUAAGGUUCUUCUCGAUCAGAAGGAGAUCAGUGGUGAGGAAAUAGAGUUCAUUCUGAACAAAUACCCUCCACAAACACCUAUAUAUCUUUUGGAAGAGGAAUAUGCUGGUAACCUUCCAUUCACCAGAGAACAAGUGCAUGAUUUGGAGUAUGCCUUAAAAAUUCAAUCAAACGAAGAAACCAUGUGAGUUAUUUCUCUAUCCUCAUCUAAAUCAGUGUUUCAGUUUUGGGAGCUGCACUUCGGCAAGGUCCCCUCCAAAUUCCAAGGAUAUAUAUGCAUGAAGGGCUACUUCGAAGCUUCAUUUUGUUGAGCCAUAAAUUUUGAUCAUGCAAUUUGUAUGAAUUAUAACAUGUUCUAGAGACCUAUUUCUUUUCCAUUUUCUCAACGAAAACGAGAUACUUUGUCUUGAAAAUUGACAUAAUUUACUUUGUGCUGUUCAUGCUU
Molecule: messenger RNA, 3197 nt
Organism: Glycine soja
Lineage: Eukaryota; Viridiplantae; Streptophyta; Magnoliopsida; Fabales; Fabaceae
Product: probable inactive ATP-dependent zinc metalloprotease FTSHI 1, chloroplastic
Exons: 15
Coding region: 160-2940 (926 amino acids)
Biological process (GO): proteolysis
Cellular component (GO): chloroplast thylakoid
Molecular function (GO): ATP-dependent peptidase activity; ATP binding; ATP hydrolysis activity
Source: RefSeq, a predicted model, not a curated record